Naegleria fowleri is the source of this 1557-nucleotide messenger RNA. RefSeq lists its product as uncharacterized. Gene Ontology annotation, biological process: transmembrane transport. The transcript is spliced from 3 exons. Bases 1 to 1557 code for a protein of 518 amino acids. NCBI's taxonomy places the organism in Eukaryota, Heterolobosea, Eutetramitea, Acrasida, Naegleriidae. Gene Ontology annotation, molecular function: transmembrane transporter activity. Gene Ontology annotation, cellular component: membrane. The record is from RefSeq and is a predicted model, not a curated record.
AUGCAACUCCCACAAUCGCUGCUGAGGGUCAAAGAGACUCUCUCCCGAUUUGUGGAACAAUACAAUAGAUUUGGAAGAAGAGUGUUCGGACCCAAGGUGUUAUUAGGUUAUUUGGUGAUUUUGAAUUUAUUUAUUUAUUUUGAUAGAGGAGUAGUUUCUGGUAUUCUCGAUAAAUUAGAAAAGAAGUGGGAUCUAUCUAAAAGUGAGCAGGGUGCUCUUGGAUCAGCCUUUAUGAUCGGCUACAUGAUAUUUGGUCCAAUUUUUGCACAACUAGCUGUUAAAAUUCCUCUAAAGUUUGUCAUGUUUAUUGGACUAGUGAUAUGGGCAUGUGUGACUAUUUUUUGUGGAUUCACAGGAAUUAUCAGUGCCAAAGCUGGCUAUUUUUUGCUGGCUGCGUGUCGUUGCAUGGUGGGUGUUGGUGAAGCGGCCUACGCACCUGUAGCCCCGACCUUACUUGACGAUGUAGCUCCUGUGAAAUAUAGAACAAUUUAUAUGGGAGUUUUCUAUCUGGCCAUGCCUGUUGGUAUUGCUUUGGGUUAUGGUGUGAGCAGUCUUAUUGCCUCCUUCUUGGAUUGGACCGUUGUGUUUAUUGGAGAAGGUAUUGCAAUUGUUCCUUUUGCUUUUCUUCUCUUAAUGAUUCCUCCAUCAGAUCAAUACAGAAAAGACAGAAUUGAACGAGAGCAAAGUGAACGUAUUUUGGGUGAGAAUAACUCACUUUUGGAAAAGAGAGAAGAAAACAACUCUCAGGUCAGUGUUGAAAAUUCUGAGAGUCAAGCGAAUAUUGUGACUGAAACAGAUGUCACAAGUCAAGUCGAUGGCAAUGAUCCAGAAGAGGAUAGACACUACAAUCUGUUCCAAGCAAUUUACCAUCUUAUUCAGAAUCCAGUGUACAUGUUUGCAUUGAUGGGUUACACCAUGUAUACCUUUGUAAUUGGUGCUCUCGCUUUUUGGGGACCUACUCUUGUUUCUAAAACUCUCUUCAUUCCAAUGUAUGCUGCAAGUUUGGCCUUCUCAGCUGUGAGCGUUGUUACAGGAAUUAUUGGAUCGAUAGUUGGAGGUAUUAUUUUGGACAAAAUUGGAGGAAGUAAGGGCAUGGCUGGAAGUGCUAGAGGAUUAAUGUUGUGUGCAAUCUUUAUUUUUGUUGCACUUUUGAUUGGCUUUGGUGCCUUUUCGACGAACAUUAUUGCUCUCUAUUUUAUCUUGCUAUUUGCAGCAGAGUUUUUCAUAUUUUGCAUCACAAGUCCUGUGAAUGUUGCCUUCUUGUCAGUGGUCUCAACAAACCUUAGAAAUUUCAGUAUGAGCUUCCAAAUUUUUGUCAUUCAUGCCAUUGGAGACUUCCCCUCUCCAUAUGUGAUGGGUUGGUUUGCGGAUUACAUUGGAAAGAAAAAUGGCCUCAAAGUUAGUAUUCUCUUCUUGUGGUCGAUAUUGGCAUUUAGUGUCAUCUUCUUUUUCUUUGGAUUUUUGAUUGCACGAUCUAAGGCAAAGAUGGAAGAAAAGCGACAAGCAUUGCUCGACUUGAAGAAGGAAAGUUAUCAAAGAGAAAAAUCAGAACUUUAA